UGCACUGGCACGAAGAGAGAGAGGUAGAGAGAGAGGUAGAGAGAGAGGCAGUGGGGGGUGGGAGGGUAUCACUAUGAGUAAGCGAGACGGAGAGACGCAACCACCGUCCAGGUGGAAACGGGAUGGGGUGGACCUUCAAGCCCUCGAAGACAAGCUGCGCAUAGAAAUCGAUCCCGCCUUCUUCGAGGCCGAGCAGGAUUUCCGGCCCUUCAAUCAGGUGAUUGAGAUUCUGAGUGUCAGUCUUGAUCAAGACAAUGACAUUGACGAGAGCCCGGACUACGACCGAUUGGCGGGUAACCCUCUUCACAACAACAUCCAGCGACAGCUGCAAGUGUGCAGCGAUGUGGUUGAACGCAUCACUGUGGAGCACCAUGGUAGUCUGAACAGUUCCGUCCAAGCGAUGGGUGGGGUGGCAAGACAUUACAAUCAGACCCGCGCCAACGUUGGUACCCUCAGAGAGCAACUCCGGGAGUGCAAGCAAUUGCUGCAGAGCGGCUCGAGCCAGACCGACGUUCGGGAACUGUGGCAGCGCAAACUUCAGUAUUCCCUUGUUCUACGGCUGCUGAACGCCCUCGAUAUGAUUAAGGAUGCUCCUGUCAAGUUCGAGCGCUUGGUUCGCCAAAAGAGGUUUGUCGGCGCUGUUGAUCUGUUGAACGAGUCUCUGUUGAACAUCUUCAGUGCCGAGUUGGUCGAUGUUCCGGCAGUAGCCAGUGUGCGGGAUGAAAUGCUUGCGCAAAAGGGAAGGAUACUUGAUACGUUGGUGGAGGAAAUCGCCGACGUGUUGUUCCUCCGAGCUGCAGCUGCUCAAGUGAGUGCGGCAGACAAAGUAAGGGAAGCGGGAGGAGUCGCUCAGAGUAGGAGGAGGAGGGAGCGAGGUGGAGCGAGCGGAGCGUCGAUGGAGGAUUCCACGGGCAAUGUCCUGUCUCGCGGGCAGGGCACCGUCGCUGUAGGGGGUGCUGGGGUCCCAUCUGAUGCUGCCUCGGAGUCCAGUGCCGGCGGAGGGGAUGCUUCAGGAAGAUUGUGGGCAGGCAUCCAAGUGGAUGUGACGGAUGUGGGAGACCACGAGGAGCAGGCACUUGAUGAUCCGUCGCAGGAGUUGAGCGUGUACCUGCGGCUACUGGUCGAGGCUGUUCGUCGGCUUAGGUGUCUGGACGACGUCGAACGAUAUCUACUGGAGAGACUGCCGAAUGAGGUGUUGACUCUGAGUGCCACACACAUGCGCACGUGCGUGGGAAAACACGACGAGAUCAAUGUAGCUUCACGUGGGACGGCUUUCAACAGCAAAAGCAAAAGUGACGGGUUGGGUGCCCGCGGUCAGAAUUUGACGCAGUACCUAAGUCUCGUGUUUGACUCGUUCACAUCCGUGCUGGCGAACCUGAUCCGCCUUGUUCGACUGCUCCAUGCCGCCCGACUCCGGGACCUCCGCGAGCACGACUCCGGGGCUCCUGUAUUCGAGGCAGAUGCAUCUUACAAGGAUUCGCUUGUAGUUGGAGUAUGGCAGUACAUCCAGGCGCACCUCAUCGACGUCCUCUCGAGACACGUCUCAGGACCAGAAGAUGGGGACAUGGGCCUAGACACCAACAAGACAGAUGCUGGAGGAGCGCAGAACAGCAGGCUCGGUCCUAACCCGUCGGGCGUCGAACCGACCAGCAUCCCUUCGUCCGUCCCGUACUUCCGCCCUCUGAGGCGUCCCGAGUCGUCCUCUACAGGGUUGGCCAGCACAGCCACGGCGAUGGAACUGAAUCACGUGAGCGCUGCGGAGUACUGCAGCUCCCGUGUGCUGGCGGAUCCUUCACCGAUGGUCAUAAUAAGCAUAUUCCGCCCAACGCUCAAGUUUGUGGAGGUCGAAGAGGCUAUGAUCAACGCAAUGAAAAAGGAGGUUUUCGAGUCAGGUCAUAUCCACCACGAACGAGGCGCUCGCCGAGUAGUGCCGGAGGGAGGUGACAGUGAUGGAAACAGUCUGUCAGCAUUCAUGCAUGCCACGGCUCGCGAUAAGCUGUUGCCUCUACUAGGUGCAAACUGCCGGAUCAUGAAUGCCAAGAUGUUAGGAGACCACGACUGGUGCUUCCCGACGUCAAUGGCCUCUGGAUCACAAGGCGUUGCCAAACUCAGUCCCGCUGAUGGCAGCGCUGCAUCGCGUGAGCGCGUAACCGGCAGCGCGGGUGCACUUCGUCCAAGCAGAGGUGCAGAGGACGUUUACGCUCAAGCGCGCACGCUGUUCAGAGCUAUGGUACAGAUGCCACAUUACGCUGAGGAGAUUGGUGAGAUUCUGCGAACAAGCUUGGAAGACUUUUUCGCGCUGGUUCAGAAUAAGUUCCAGGAUAUCAUCGUCAACAGCGCAUCUCGAUCGCGAUUGGAGCGUUUCAGCGACAAGCUACGGGAUCUAAUCCGGAUGGAUGUACAAUACCUCACGUACAAGACCUUCGUCUAUGGUGGAUUGCUCCGGUGGGAUGAUAGCGGGGUGGACGACUUGCUGUUUUUGAAAGGGCGGCACUCGCUGGGUGGACCCACGAAGGGUAUUGAGCGUGACACUCGGAGGGGGAGAGAAGCGAAUCUCGAAGUAUCUGGCGAGGAGGAGGCCGAUGAUAUUUUCGAGAGCGAAUUCGCGAUGCUUCAAGACCUGUGGAAGUUUGACAGCGUUCCUUUCUCAGUGACGAAGCAGAGUCUUCUCUCUUUGCGGAAGCAACAAGCUGUUGCCUGCUUGGCGUUCAGCUGCGAUUGGCUAUCGCAUAAGGUUCUCAAGGUUUGUGUCGCGAUCAAGCACCAGUCUUCAACUGAUGACCCUUCCUCUGGCCUAGGACAAAAACUUGGCUCCCCUUCCAGAACUGUCGAUGCUGAGCGUCGUUUAUCGAGUACAACAGGGAGCGCAACGGCACCAGCGCAAAAACUGCGGCUAAUCGGGCGAAAACUGUCACAGCUCGCAGAUGACAGCCUCCUCUGUCUUCGCCUCGAGGUGUACAUGUUGGUAAGCUUCUACAUGCAACAACUCCCAUCUAUCAAUCUGGAGGUGACGAGCGGGCAAGGGUCCACCACAGCAAUGAGCCUUGGGAGCGUCGAAGACCAAUGCGUGGUGACACUUAAUCGGUGUAUUCGUGAGGAGCAAGAAGCUCUCAGCCCGUUUGAGCCAAAGGGCAGCAUGGCUCUACUCUGUCCUAGAGAGCUGCUUUCUUUCGUGCUGGCACCGCUGCCCCGUCUUCUUCCCCGUCUGUUCGUCCGCUCAUUUUAUUUCCUGAAAACAAAGACUGUAACAGUUGGCGGGAUCGGGAAGUUGAACAAAAUUCUGAACACUCUUGAGCAGACUGUGGGAGACGUCACGGACGACCACAAGGCUAGGAUUCAAGAAGAGGGUGCGGCAGCUGAUGUACCCGGAAGUGAUGGAACCCAAGCGCCGACGGGUGUAGUCGGAGAGAGGUUUGGAUGGGCCCGUCAGUACGUGGCGUUGAUUAGCAUGACGCAAGGCGAAUUGGAGUCGUUCAUCAGGAAGAACCGCACGAAAUUCAGCAAGGAAGAAUACCGAAGAGUUUGGUCUCUGUCUGGCCCAAAUCGACGGACAGAGGACGAGCAAAAAUUCGAUGUUUGGUGGUUGUCUUGACAUGGUGAAUUGUUUUUGGGUCUGCUUUCCCUUGAGAUUAGUCCUGGAUUUUCGCGUCAUUUUCCUGCAGGAGAAUUGUGCAGUAGCAGCAUCACCGCCCUGAGUGUAUCUCAGCAUCGUGUGCUUGCAGGUAAGUAUGUGGCUUUCGCUCGGUCUAUACUUACUUAUCCCUCCUAUGUGGUGUGACUUGUGCUAUGAUUUUGCGAAUGUUUUCGGUACUACUGUACACGUACAUUAUGGCAAACGACAGCAGCUGCGCUUCUCAAUCAUGUAGCAUCACUUUCCCGAGUUGUAACAUUUUAUGGCGGAAGGAGUGGGCAAUGUCGGGCGUGAGCCAUUUUACUGCUGUGAAGUGUGUGAUGAGACUGGAAGACAACCCGCCCGAUGUUCCAAACCUACGAACAGCAAGCCGUGACUGCUGUGUACGUGGUCGCAGUUGUUCACAUGUCUUUGUUGGGCGUGUUGACAACUGCUGCGGAAACGGUUAACAAGUUAAGCUGUUCUACGUAGUUUCCACCUUUGUAACGCCGAAGAGGUCAUUGGAAAGACGCGAGCAGCAGAUGCAACACGUUUGUGUAACCAACGUAAAUAUGAAUCCCAACACAGCCAAAGUACAAGAGGUUAUGAGCUGAAUAUUUGGGUU
Ectocarpus sp. CCAP 1310/34 is the source of this 4235-nucleotide messenger RNA. NCBI's taxonomy places the organism in Eukaryota, Phaeophyceae, Ectocarpales, Ectocarpaceae. The record is from the annotation of a GenBank genome assembly.